This is a messenger RNA of Chenopodium quinoa (quinoa), 1332 nucleotides long. RefSeq names its product transmembrane emp24 domain-containing protein p24beta2-like. The record is from RefSeq and is a predicted model, not a curated record. Gene Ontology annotation, biological process: endoplasmic reticulum to Golgi vesicle-mediated transport; Golgi organization; intracellular protein transport. The coding region runs from base 371 to 1015 and encodes 214 amino acids. NCBI's taxonomy places the organism in Eukaryota, Viridiplantae, Streptophyta, Magnoliopsida, Caryophyllales, Amaranthaceae. The transcript is spliced from 5 exons. Gene Ontology annotation, cellular component: COPII-coated ER to Golgi transport vesicle; endoplasmic reticulum-Golgi intermediate compartment; endoplasmic reticulum.
UUGACCCAAUUAGCAUUUGAAGUUUGAAGUAAAACAUAUUGUCCCUUGUUUGUCCAUAAAAACCAAUGAGAAUUUGCCACAUUACAAAAAUACGUACAACUCAAACCCUUCAAAAGUUAACGUCCCUCACAUGUCCUUUUCUUCCUCUUCCUCUCAUAAUUUAGAAAACCAAAAAAAAUUAAAAAUCCAAAAAAAAAAAAGAGGGGUUGGGAUGUUCUAAGAUUCCAACCUCAAAAAGCCAGAAACUUUAACUUCAAUCAAAUUCAUAAUCUUGCAGAUCAAUAAAACAAAAACAAAAAAAAAAAAAAACCCGAUUAUUCCAAAUUCAAGCAACUUUUUUGGUUUAAUUUUAGAGAAUAAGAAGAAAAAGAUGGGUAUGAAGAAAAAUUUGAUGGGUAUUAUAAUAAUAAUGUUAUGGAGUAUAAGAAUAUUAAAAGGAGUAAAUGGGUUAAGAUUUGUGAUUGAUAGAACAGAAUGCUUUUCUCAUAAGGUUGAAUAUGAAGGUGAUACUCUUCAUUUUUCCUUUGUUGUUAUCAAAGCUGAUACCCCUUGGCAUCGUGACAAUGAAGGUGGUGUUGAUCUUGUGGUGAAAGGACCUGAUGGUGAACAAAUCCAUGACACUCGUGACAAAACUAGUGAGAAGUUUGAGUUUAUCGCCCACAAGAAGGGGGUCUACAACUUUUGCUUUACCAAUGGGUCCCCGUAUCAUGAAACCAUAGAUUUUGAUGUGCUUGCCGGUCACUAUGGAUAUGUUGACCAUCAUGCAAAAGAUGAGCAUUUGAGUCCAGUGUAUGAACAGAUUAAUAAAUUAGAGGAGGCUCUUUACAACAUACAGUUUGAACAGCACUGGUUGGAGGCUGAGACCGAUCGCCAAGCAAUAAUUAACGAAGGAAUGAGCAAAAGAGCAAUCCAUAAGGCAAUCUAUGAAUCAGCAGCACUUAUUGGGGCGAGUGUUCUCCAAGUCUAUCUGCUCAAACACCUGUUUGAACGCAAGCUUGGGACAUCCAGAGUUUAGUGUUUUGUUGGUGAAUGAAUACAUGUUGCCCCCAAUUUUAGAGCAGCUUCAUAUAGUUCCCACUUUUGUGCUUUUGCCAUUCCUUACUUUUUCCCUUCUUGUUAUUUUGGUAGUUCAAAGUUGAAGUUUUGGCGGCAAUUAUCACUAUAUGUUGAUUUAUUUUAUUUUUUUUUUCUUUUCUUUAGGUUUCGGUUUCUUGUAGUCUGUAACAUGUGUUGUACUAGUAUCAAGUAUAUCUUGUAUCUCUAUUUAUAUUUGGUUAGCCGCACUCUCUUGAGAUGUUAGUUGGAUGUGCAAAUGCACUUGAAAAGUCUCAC